GGGCUGAGCCGAGCCGAGCCGAGCCGAGCCGCUUCUCCGCCGGGUGGCCAUGGAGUACACGCCGCCCCCCAAGCCGCAGCUCUCCUCCCGGGCCAACGCCUUCUCCAUCGCCGCCCUGAUGUCGAGCGGCAGCUCCAAGGACAAGGAGUCCCCCGAGAGCACCAUCAAGCCGCUGGAACAAUUCGUUGAGAAAUCCUCUUGCGCCCAGCCUUUGAGUGACUUAUCCAGCCUGGACCCUCACGGGGAUUUUAGCACCAGCCCUUCGUCCCUGUGCACCGAGCCCCUCAUCCCCACCACCCCCAUCAUCCCCAGCGAGGAGAUGGCCAAAAUUUCCUGCAGCCUGGAGACCAAAGAGCUCUGGGACAAGUUUCACGAACUGGGUACCGAGAUGAUCAUCACCAAAUCCGGGAGGAGAAUGUUUCCUACGAUCAGGGUUUCCUUCUCCGGAGUGGAUCCUGAAGCCAAGUACAUUGUGUUAAUGGAUAUAGUUCCUGUGGACAAUAAAAGGUACAGAUAUGCCUACCACAGGUCUUCCUGGUUAGUGGCUGGAAAAGCUGACCCUCCACUCCCUGCAAGGUUGUACGUGCACCCUGACUCCCCAUUCACGGGAGAGCAACUGCUGAAGCAGAUGGUGUCCUUCGAAAAAGUCAAACUCACCAACAACGAGCUGGAUCAGCACGGCCACAUCAUUUUGAACUCCAUGCACAAGUACCAGCCAAGGGUCCACAUUAUUAAGAAGAAGGAUCACACGGCUUCUUUGCUAAAUCUGAAAUCGGAAGAGUUCAGGACAUUUAUCUUUCCAGAGACAGUUUUUACCGCUGUUACCGCCUACCAGAAUCAACUGAUAACCAAGUUGAAAAUUGACAGCAACCCUUUUGCUAAAGGAUUCCGGGACUCUUCCAGACUCACUGAUAUCGAGAGAGAAAGCGUGGAGAGCCUUAUCCAAAAGCAUUCCUAUGCCCGAUCCCCCAUUCGAACCUACGGAGAAGAUGAUCUCGGAGACGAUAGCCAGGCAACACAAAGCAGAGGGUCAGCCUUUACAACAUCUGAUAACCUGUCUCUCAGUUCCUGGGUAUCUUCCUCAACCAGUUUCCCUGGAUUUCAGCAUCCACAGUCUUUGAGUGCCCUGGGUACCAGCACUGCGUCCAUAGCUACACCCAUUCCUCAUCCAAUCCAAGGAUCUCUGCCCCCGUACAGCCGCCUGGGAAUGCCUCUUACACCCUCUGCUAUAGCCAGUUCCAUGCAAGGUAGUGGCCCCACCUUCCCUUCCUUCCACAUGCCUAGGUACCACCAUUAUUUUCAGCAGGGUCCUUAUGCAGCUAUCCAGGGACUGCGUCACUCCUCUGCAGUGAUGACACCAUUUGUAUGAGUGAUGUGAGACAAGAGAAACAUGAGAUUUUAAAUGUGCAAGUUUGGUAUGAAAAAUACAAGGGACCUUCCUGAAAGGCCUGUGGCAGGACUGCUGAACUCGUAACAAACCAGCUAAGAAAAUGCGUUAUGGAUAUAGAUUCCUCUAUUGAGGGAUCACAAGACGAGAGCAUGCAGCUUGGAGCUGCUCACAGAUCUAUGUGUAACACAGCCAAAAUGGAUCCCAAAGUUCCCAGGAUUUUUGGUCACAUGCAGCUUGUUUCAAAGGUGCAUUAUACCUAGUGGAAAGAGAUUGUGUUUAUGCAGCAGUGUACAAGUUAAUUGUGUAUAGGUCUUUUUUCAUAUGCUAGAAGAAUUCUGAAAAAGGCAAUACUCUUACUCAUCUUCAUCUCUUCCUGUGACUGAUGAGCAUCUCAGCAGAAAAACGUAUUGCUAUAACUUUGAGCAUGUUUUAGGCUAUCUCGGCAUGCAUUUGCUGGGAACGGGACAAAGUGGAGAAGUCCACUGUCCUUUUUAAAAGACUGGCUUAUAUUCACCAAAAGCAGUAUUUCUUAGUUGCUACUAUAAUCCCAAAGAGAAAAUUAUUAACAAGUCUGUCUGUCUGUCUUUGUUUCUUUCACAAAACGCUUACCAGUUCCAAAAAAGAACUGUGUUACAGGACUGUAGCAGUAAUGAUGUAUUCUGUCCUUCAGUCUAAAAAGAAGUUUGUCCUAUAUCCUAGGAGGAGCCAUUUAACUGUCUAUUGAGGUAUGAUGAAGGAAAAUGUUGAUUUGGGAAAAUCUGUUACUUAAACUUAGAAACCCAAGAUAUCGAAUCUUUAAAUCAGUGCUUGUUUGCUGCUGCACUUGCCACCACAGACCUGUUUCUAGCUGCAAAUGUGUACCAAGCUAACCGAAUUUCAGGCUAGAUCAGUCUAUAGACUCUCUGGAUCAAACUGUAAUCAAUGGGCUCAUAUAAGAUGAGUAGCAUUGAAGUAUCUUUCUACUUGUUCUGAUUUCUUGGGUUUGGUCACGGAUGUUAUUAUACAAGCUCUUUCUCCAGGAAAAUGAGGGUUGUACUGUCUGUUUUAUCUUGUCCCAGUAGAAUGGUGGAGUUUCCUUGGGAAAAUAUCAGUGCAGAACUUCACGUGUAAUUUUUUUUAAAUUCAUAUCUGCCUUUUUUCAGUUAGUAAUUAGGGUUCUCAUUCAAAGUACUGUCCACUUUUUCUAGUAUGUUAUGUCUGAUGCAACAGAAGUAUAAGAAAAAAUGUCCUCUCUGCAGAGAGCUAGCAUGAAUCCUUUGCACUGCUGAAAAGAGUACCAGUGCGAUGCUGGUUUUCUGUGUGGUGGGAGCUGGGAUUUCACCGUAAAUAAGAAGUAAACACAGAGUUUCUGUGUAGAGUUGCAUCCAAGUUAUAGAUGAUAACGCAUCUAUUGAUAAAAAAGAACUAGCAAUCCAAUCUCAUAUAUUAAAGAUCUGUGUAGAGCUGGAACACAGAAUGGAAAACAGACUUUUUUGGUUAUUUGACUAUUCUCCUCUACUUUUGACCAGUGUGUGUUGGUAUUGUAUGGUAAGAAGCGGAGUACAGUACACUGAGUCACCUACCUCCCACCUCUGUGAAGUGCAAGGCAAGUCAUGCACCUUUUUUUGUCCCAUUGCCUCGUCUUACAUGCCCCAUCACACAGAGCAAUGACAACCACCCAGGCUUUUCCCAGUUUCUACUGUAGGCCAGUACUUGCAUCCCACAGAUAAGGACCAUCUUUAUGUAUUUCCCAGUAGCUGACUUUAAAAUCUUGUCAAAUUGGCCAUUUCAAUCACCUCAGCUAUCUGCAGUAUCAUCCUAAUUUCCUUAUACUCACUGUUGGACCUGCUGAUAAAAAAUGACCUGAGGCAAUUUGCAACUUCUGUGCUCUGUAUGUGAAUGAAAAUGAACUUUUAUUUACAGUUUCUGGGUUCAGAGCUACUACAAGGAGUUCCAUAAAUAAAUAUAAUAGAUCAACCUCUGCAGUAUUUAAAUAGCUUAGAAUGAGACGCUGAAUUUGGCUUGAUGUAUCCAAAUACUAGAUUUUGCUCCAGGCUAUCAGAUUCACCUGAAAAGUGCAUGUUGCAAGGUUGUGUCUACUUAUGACCCAUUUUGAUAUAAACCCCCUAUUUUACAGGAAAUUAGAUGAUACUGGCCCCACAACAACAAAACUCUUCAUGUACAUAUGUGAUUCCACAGAAACGAGAAUUUCAGAGGAGAUUUGGAAGAAAAUUUUAAUUCCUCUCCUUCAGUUGCUUGACUUCUGUUAGAGUUGUAUGAAGGCCCUAUGAUGACAUGCACUAAAGCCUGUGGGGAAAUUCUAUUUAUCUGUUUCCCUCUGCAGCUCCAUUAACUUAUCUGAAGUUGCAGGGGAUGUGGUUAGGUUCAGAAUUCAAGCCAGUAGCUUUAAUGCUGAUACUUCCACCAGGAAAUGGUCAAGUAAGUAGGCAACUUUUAUACGACUCCAGAAAUAAGUUUGGAACACGUAGGCAGAUUUAGGCAUGCUUUAUAAGUCACAUAAAGCCUGCUUAUCCAUUGACCUGUCCUUCCUUUGUGAAGGAAAUUCAGAGAAAUAAACUGCACAAUCUCUUUAGCCCUGUCCCAGUCCCUGUUCUGAAAACACCAAUAUUUGACGUGCAGAAAUGCCCCUGAUACUGUUUCAGAGAAAAUUCUCCAGGCUCUUCCUGGAUAACGAAACUGGAUUUUGGAAACAUCAUUUACAAAAGUAUUAAAUGAAAGACCAGUGCUUUUCACUAUGAAUAAAAUACGAUUCGGAUCUGAAAAAGUAUGGCAGUAGACUGUCCCUAUAUAAAAACAUAAGGCCAAUUCCUCAUCCAGAUUCUCUGUGAUGAGUUUCAUAUUGUAGAUGAUGCAGAACUAUCUGUCAAAAUCCACAGCUUGAUUUUUCCAGUCAGAUCAAGUCUCUCUCAGUGGGCUUGUCCCUCCCCACACUGCUCUCUGGCAUAUGCUGCUCUCCAACGGUUUAAUUCCUUUGCAUCAGAAACCCACUGGGUUCCCCACUAAUGCAGAAUCACAGGCAGAUCCCAAGCAAGGGAAUGAAGGCAGCUUGUGAGAGCCUUCCCCAUGAAUAAGGUCAAUAGGUAUGUCCAGUUCUCACCUCUUCUUCUUUGCCCUCACAAUCCUACCUCCAAAACCUGUUGUGUAGAGUUGAGAUUGACAGACACCACAGGACGCCUAACGAAGAGGUCUUGCCACCUUGCAAGGUUUCUUCUCCCUGUCCCUCUCACCUCCCUGUGGGCAGGGGGCAGCAUGGGAGGGAUUCCAGGGAAAAAAUUCCUGCCCCGCUGCAGUCAGCCGCAAAUUUCUUGACUGUAACGGAGACGGGAUUUUAUUCAACGUUCUCACCUAAAAAUAAAGUCCGCUGUAAGAACAGUGACUGUGGUGACAGCAACAAUAUAGGAAUUCUACAGAAAGGACUAAAACCCAACAACACGAUCGGAAAGAAAAUGAAUGUAAAUUUGUAAUUAAUUGGUUAAAGAGUGAAAUCGCUUUUCCUAAAAAAAAUGAUCUGUACUACUUUGACAAUAACUCAGUAAUUUAUUUAAGGAGUUGCUGUACUGCUGUCAAAAUUACAUCACUUUCAGGACAGAACAUCUGUUGCUGGUAGACAGUCUAGGAAUGCCAAAUAUAAUCUAGAGUUUAUUUUCUAAUAUAAUUCACAUUUUGUAUCCCAUGAGAAGUGCUCUUCACCUUUAUGAGCUCUCUUGGCUGAGCAAACUGGUGCUGGUUUAUGUUGGGUUUUUUUUAAGAAGGGUAGAGAGAACAUGCCUGAAUAUGCUUUCAAAGAGAAUAAUAACAUUAUCCCCCAAAGUGUUACAAGUACUUUUGGGUACAAGUACUUCUGGAUUACCCUUUUAUCCAUAGUUAACAGCCUCAGGUAUUUAAUCCAACAAAAGUGUCCCAAAGACUAACAAAGCUGAUUUAGAUGCAUUUGUCUGAAUUUUUUUCUUCUACUUUUGGAGCUCUGAGAGAAGCUAGACUUAAAAAACAUUUUAAAUUUGGCUGCUUGGUUUGCAGUAUUGCUUUAUAUGGCCUGAGGCAGUGUCAAAGAUAGAAAUUCAGUGCCACUGGGUUUCAGUGGUACUAUUCUAGGUAUAAACUGACAAACAAGCAUAGACCAAGUGGAUAAAGGUACAGAGUUUCUAAUGGAAAUGCUUCUUUGUGAGUUCAAAGAUGGUAAGUUGUCUGAUCGCUAACAUACUUGGUAGUACAAUCUACAAAAUGCAAUUGCAAAUUUUCUCCCAGAAGGCUUUAUCCAUGGAGGUUGGGGCACUGCAUGAGCGUGUACACAUGAUGUUGCCACUUCCAACAUCCAGCAAACACUGACCAGCAUUUGAAAAUGAACCUCUUUAAAACUGAAAAUAUUUGGGCUGGCAACUUGAUGAUGCACUACAUCCUCUUUAUGUGUGUGUACUAUAGGGAAACGGAAAUGUCAGUGAAAACCAUUGCAAAAACUUGGGGAGCUUUCCAAAACUAUAAGUUUAUAUAAAUUGUGGUAAUUUACCCCUAGAUAAGGUGUAAAAGCAACAGUGAGAUCAGUGUAACACUUAGGGCUCCUUAUCUGGGAGGCAGUUGUGGCCACAGCGCUUACACUCAUCAUCUGCAGAGGGAUGACGUUCACUCACUGAAAGAUUAAUUUUGGUUUUAGUGAGAUCCUAUUCUCACUAUUCCUUACAGAGCAUUUUCUGCUGCAGGAGUUGUGGUUUCUUUACUAACCACUUACUUGCUGGCCAGAGGAUUUAUGUAUUACUGUGUAAUAAACUGCCCUUGCGUAUCAUCUGUAGUUUAUCAAAUGGCAACUUCUUUUUCUUUAUUUUAUCUUUUUAAAACAAAACUAAGCAGUAAUUUAAGUAAACUCUGAAAUAACUUUUAAUGAUAGUUUAAGGACAAAAAAUACAGUUUGCUGUAUUUUACCUUUAGCACAUUUAAACAAUCUUUUUAUUAUUAUUAUUAUUGUACCUUCAGAAACAUGAGGAAGGAUUUGGUUUAAAAAUAAGGAAGGCAAAAAACUGGAUGUAACCUCUUUAACAGAAUGUACCACAGUUCUGCUGUUUGCUGUGUUGACUUUGUUGUUUAUAAUGCAUUGCUGAGCACAUUCACCAUGUAUUGAAGUGUGUGUUUGUGUGUAUGGGGUGGGGGUAGGGGGAAAUCUUUUUAUGGAAAAAGGAGUUAUGAACGUAAACUAUGAAGCAACAUCUAAUGAAAAGUUUCUUUUUAAGUGCAAUAUAUUUAUUUCUGCUAGAAAUAUAAUAUCAAUAUUAUGUAAUAUUUGAAGCAUUAAAUGUUAUUUGUAAACAGCUUAAAAUUAUAUAUAUAUAUCACAAAAAUUGUACAGAAGUGCAAAUGU
Harpia harpyja (harpy eagle) is the source of this 6737-nucleotide messenger RNA. It is a transcript of the gene TBX20, whose product is annotated as T-box transcription factor 20. Gene Ontology annotation, biological process: heart looping; positive regulation of DNA-templated transcription; regulation of transcription by RNA polymerase II. Lineage: Eukaryota; Metazoa; Chordata; Aves; Accipitriformes; Accipitridae. Gene Ontology annotation, cellular component: nucleus. The coding region runs from base 50 to 1369 and encodes 439 amino acids. The transcript has 8 exons. The record is from RefSeq and is a predicted model, not a curated record. Gene Ontology annotation, molecular function: RNA polymerase II cis-regulatory region sequence-specific DNA binding; DNA-binding transcription factor activity, RNA polymerase II-specific.